Messenger RNA from Papaver somniferum (opium poppy), 1245 nucleotides. RefSeq names its product protein rolling stone-like. The transcript has 8 exons. Gene Ontology annotation, cellular component: membrane. The coding region runs from base 120 to 1109 and encodes 329 amino acids. The record is from RefSeq and is a predicted model, not a curated record. Lineage: Eukaryota; Viridiplantae; Streptophyta; Magnoliopsida; Ranunculales; Papaveraceae.
CUUUGUUCAUCACUCACUAGUCAACAGUUUAAACACUAACCUUCACCAUUGUGUGAGAAUAGAUUAUGAUCACAUUCUGAUCUCUAAAUUUUAGCUUCAUAUCCUCUAGAGUUGUAUCCAUGACAGUGCUAAUUCACUGGUACGAUUUUCUGUGCUUCAUCAUUGUUGUCGGUUCUAUUUUUGCUGCCAUAUGGAUGCUCCUGCGCCAUGAAGAGAAUGAUGAUGGUACAAGAAAAUGUACAACGAAAUAUGAGAGCUUAUUGAUUUCUCAACCUGACGAAGACAACGGAAACGUCAGUGCAGAGUGGAGGACACAGCCUAAUCAUGUAGGAUCCUAUCAGUUGUGGACAAGUUGUUGGCGAAAUCUUAACCCUGUAUGGCUUCUGGUUACACGGCUCUUAUCUUUUGUUAUUAUGGCUCGUUUUCUGGCUUGGGACAUCCAGGUGCACGGCAAAAUAAUGUUUCUCUACUACACCGAGUGGACCUUUACAUUAGUCAUCAUCUAUUUCGCGCUUGGCACAAUAACAUCGGCAAAAGGAUGUUGGGAGAACUCGAGGAAACCUGUCAACGAAAACAACGGAAGUUUUUUGGCUAACAAAGUCAGGGCUGCGGUCAAAGUGCAGAGUUAUCACGAGCAGGACGCAGUCAAGGAAAUUGCUGGCUUUUGGGGAUAUCUGAUGCAAACAGUCUAUCAGACUUGUGCAGGAGCUGUGGUCCUUACAGAUAUUGUCUUCUGGUUUCUUAUAGUCCCAUUUCUCUCAAUUGAAAGGGUCAAAUUGAACUUGUUAAUGGGAUGCAUGCAUUCUCUUAACGCCGUGUUUCUUCUCAUUGACGCCGCUCUCAACAGCCUUCCCUUUCCGUGGUUUCGACUUGCAUAUUUCAUACUAUUCAGUUCUACAUAUGUCAUUUUCCAAUGGGUUAUUCACGCAUGUGGUGUUUCAUGGUGGCCUUACCCAUUCCUAGAUCUAUCAAUUCCAUGGGCACCUCUAUGGUAUUUCUUAUUGGCCCUAAUUCACAUCCCUUGCUACGGAUUGUAUUCUCUGAUCGUAAAACUAAAGAACGGAGCAUUCUCGAAGUGGUUCCCUCAUGCAUUUGUGAGCAUAAAAUAGUGACUUCCUUGCAGUACAUGGCUUGAUCAACUAUUGCAUGUACAUAGAACGAGGGUUCUUAGUAUUACUACACUUCACCAAUCUAUGAGAUGAUAUCAGAUGCUAAUACACAAGCAAUCAUUUAUUUUUCUUAUAA